Lonchura striata (white-rumped munia) is the source of this 615-nucleotide messenger RNA. Its product is annotated as cell surface glycoprotein CD200 receptor 1-A-like. Gene Ontology annotation, biological process: regulation of neuroinflammatory response. The record is from RefSeq and is a predicted model, not a curated record. NCBI's taxonomy places the organism in Eukaryota, Metazoa, Chordata, Aves, Passeriformes, Estrildidae. Gene Ontology annotation, molecular function: signaling receptor activity. Gene Ontology annotation, cellular component: external side of plasma membrane.
ACUGUUCUCAGCAAGUUCAUGGUGUGUAGCCCCAAUGUCACCAAUGUGACCACCUGCAUGGUGUCCCACCCAGCUGGGAACUGGAGCCAGUCCAUAUCCUGCUGUGCCUCAGAGAAAACCAACACCAACGUUUUCCUGUAUGCCUGCAUCAUUACUUGUGUUCUGAUCAGUAUCACCUUGUUGGCUGUCAUAUGCUAUUUCAAGCUCCACAGUGGUAGACCAUGCCACAAAACCAAACCUCCUGAAAUUGCUCCUAUACAUUCCCAACAGGAUGACACAAUGGAAGUGGAACCUUAUACUACUUAUGUGCAGAAGGAAAAUGUAAUUUACAACUCAGUGUCUGAUCUGACAGUGGGGCAGAAUCUUCCACAAGACCUGUGUCCAGGAACAUGAAUGAUUCAACAACACCAGAAAAGGAAAGAAAUUCUUUAUAGAAGACUGGUUAUAGAAAGAAACUUCUCAGAGGAUUUGUUCAGAUUUUGGGGCAGCAUAGGUCUGUUCAAACACCUCUGCUUGCUGAUGAGUCCAUAGUUCUUUUUUUCUCCCUGUUUUGCUUUCCUCCUUGGGAAAAUGUGUUAUUCCUUGGGAAGAUGUGACUGAUCACACACCGUAGUG